AUGAACGUACCCGAAGAGGCUGUGAUGACGGCCGAGGCUGAGCAAACGACGAGCCGGCGGUUAGCCCCGGCGCGUCCGACCGGCGUGGAACGGACGGAGGCCGCGUACGGAGGCCGCGUACGGAGGGCCGCGUACGGAGGCCGCGUACGGAGGCCGCUCCAAACGCGUCGGCUCGACGAGAAAGAAGGCCGAGGCGACGACGACGAUGACGACGACGACGAUGACGACGACGACGAUGACAGAGGCCGACGACGAAGACAGAGGCAACGACGAAGGCGAGAGAGAGUCGAGCGUCGGUCGUCGGUUUCGCCCGGUUGGGCGAGCCGGGCGACGUGGAGUGCACCGGGCGGGGAGACGCUCGCCGAUGUUCCGAUCCGCUGCCUGGAAGUCAAGCGCUUUGUGCCAGGGCGACGCGUUCCUGAAUCUACGCGCUUGCUUCACCGGAGGGGAGAGAGCCGGUCCCCGAAGGCCGCCUACGACGCCGAGGAGCUCGAGGAUGAGAUCGGGCGAGAGGGAUUCCGCAGAGUCGAUCGUCACCAAAAGCCGGAGGGGGAGAGGGAGGGGGAGGAUGAGCGGGAGAAGGGGGGAUGUCCCUCGCCGUCACGAGUCAAUACGCCCGCUGCGAUACUGACGGACCCCGAGAACGGAGACGUCGUCGCUCGUGACUGCCGGAUGCGAUGUCUGAAAAUGAAAUUUAAACGACUGGCUGGCAUGUGGGACAUUUUUUCCCCUGACGGUAACGGUCCUAAUGUGCAACCCGGGUCUCCACCCCAGCUUCGGCAGAUCGUCUACAGGCCCCAGCAGGCCGGCUACCAGCCAUCCGUCUACCAUCUUAAGCCAAAGCCCAAGCAGCCCGGCUACCAGCCGUCCAUCUACCAGCUAAAGCUCCUGCCCGGUUACCCGCUUAAGCCCAGCUUCCCUCCCAAUCCCCAACAAGGGGUGCUUCAAACCAAAGCUGGCAUGUGGGACUUUCAUUACCCCAAUGGUGGUGUUUCUGAUCCUGAAAUUCAACCCGGUACCCCACCCAAGAAACCCAGCUUCCCGCCCCAGCAAGGGGUGCCUCAAACCAAAGCUAGUAUGCAGCCCAGGUCCCCAUCCCCAACCCAGCAGGGGGUGUUUCAAACCAAAGCUGGCGUGUUAGACAUUUUUUCUUCCGUUGGCAUCUCUAGUCCUAAUGUAAAGCCCGGGUUCCCAUCCCAGCAGUCCAGCUACCAGCCGUCCGUCUCAGUGCACCAGCCCAGCUACCAGCCCCAGCUAGUCGGAAUUCAAAGCAAAGCUGGCAUUUGGGAAUUCUUUUCUCCCGAUGGAAGGGUUUCUGGUCCUAAUGUGGAGCCUGCCAACCUAAAUAAAGAAAUGACUGUUCCUCCAGGAUCCCCACACCGUCCCAGGUGGCAGCAGUCACUGGUUCCUGUGUAAAACGGCAGCCAUUGACCCAACUAUCCAUGCUGUUCCUGACCACAUUCUGAAAGCAGUCAUUCCUGGCAUCAACCCUUUUGUGAAAUUCAAUAAAGUACUUUCAACUGCA
Molecule: messenger RNA, 1525 nt
Organism: Cyclopterus lumpus (lumpfish)
Lineage: Eukaryota; Metazoa; Chordata; Actinopteri; Perciformes; Cyclopteridae
Exons: 4
Coding region: 1-1416 (471 amino acids)
Source: RefSeq, a predicted model, not a curated record